Oldenlandia corymbosa var. corymbosa is the source of this 690-nucleotide messenger RNA. NCBI's taxonomy places the organism in Eukaryota, Viridiplantae, Streptophyta, Magnoliopsida, Gentianales, Rubiaceae. The record is from the annotation of a GenBank genome assembly.
AUGGCUCGAGAGAAGAUUCAGAUCAGGAAAAUCGAUAACGCCACUGCCAGGCAGGUGACUUUCUCCAAGCGAAGAAGAGGGCUUUUCAAAAAAGCUGAAGAACUCUCUGUUCUUUGUGAUGCCGAUGUUGCUCUUAUCAUCUUUUCUUCUACCGGCAAGCUUUUUGAGUAUUCCAGUUCUAGUAUGAAGGAAAUACUCGAGCGGCACAAAUUACAUUCGAAGAAUCUUGAUAAGUUGGAGCAACCUUCCCUUGAGUUGCAGCUGGUAGAGAAUUGUAAUUUCUCCAGAUUAAGCAAGGAGAUUGCUGAGAAAAGCCAUCAACUCAGGCAGAUGAGGGGAGAGGAACUUCAAGGUUUAACUAUUGAAGAUCUGCAGCAAUUAGAGAGGUCCCUCGAAGCUGGAUUGAGCCGUGUAAUUGAGAAAAAGGGUGAAAAAAUUAUGAAGGAGAUCAAUCACCUUCAGCAAAAAGGAUUGGAACUUAUGGAAGAAAAUGAGCGUUUGAGGAAUCAGGUAAUGGAGAUAUCAAAUGGGCGCAAGCAAAUUGCGGGAGCUGAUUCCGAUAACAUUUUGUGCGAGGAAGGGCAGUCAUCGGAAUCAGUCCCCAGCGUCUGCAACUCGGCUGGUGCUCCACAAGACUACGACAGUACUUCUGAUACUUCCCUCAAGUUGGGGUUGCCAUACUGUGGAUGA